Benincasa hispida (wax gourd) is the source of this 704-nucleotide messenger RNA. NCBI's taxonomy places the organism in Eukaryota, Viridiplantae, Streptophyta, Magnoliopsida, Cucurbitales, Cucurbitaceae. The record is from RefSeq and is a predicted model, not a curated record.
GGAUAAUUCAGUUGACGAAAUGGAUGUUAAGUAAAGGCCAAGGAAGAACAAUGGGAAGCUAUUUCACGUUAUUAAAUGCCUUAGCUGAAGAUGGAAGACUUGAUGAAGCUGAAGAGUUUUGGAACAAAUUGUUUUCUCAGCAUCUGGAGAGCAUGCCUCCUAUAUUCUUUUAUAAAGUGAUAUCCCUCUACUACGAUCGGGCAAUCACAAGUUAUUUGAGAAGUGAAAGUUGUCCCCAUAAACCAACACGGGUCCUUUCAGCAUGCUUUGUCCUCGCUCACAUGAGUCCUAGGAAAUUUCCCAGGAAGUUACCCAACAUAGGAUUACUCCAAGCUAGAGUUCUUAUGAUUGAGCCACCGAAAAGGAAGGAUCCCUCUCGUUCGGAUGUGAUACCGGUUCAUUCAUGUACCCCUCCUGAACUCGGGUCGUACUGUACAAAAUAGUAAUUUCAGUAAUGGUUUUAGUGAGCUUGACAAAAUGGAACAUAGUUCAACAGAGCCUAAGGAUUCUAGUCUUGAAGAUGAUGAAGAAAUGAGUGAAGAUCCAGAUGAAAUUUUGGAAGAUGAAUGUAUGUCAAAAGAAUCCAGUUUUGAGCAUGAUUUCAUGGGGUUUGUAUUGGGUUUUAUGUCUUAAAACUCGCAGUUUGUAAAAUUAAAUAUAUUUUAUUAUCAAUAAAAGAUGUUAUUCGACAUUUCUUCAAUAAA